Molecule: messenger RNA, 4739 nt
Organism: Harmonia axyridis
Lineage: Eukaryota; Metazoa; Arthropoda; Insecta; Coleoptera; Coccinellidae
Gene: mbl
Product: muscleblind-like protein
Exons: 11
Coding region: 721-2394 (557 amino acids)
Molecular function (GO): metal ion binding
Source: RefSeq, a predicted model, not a curated record
UAAAUAAAUCCCAUUUUCCGUCAGCUGCUAGCUUUCACGUCGGCUGUUCGACGUUUUGCUUGCUUAGUACACUUUAGUUUCGAUAUUUUAUUUGUUUAUGUGUCUUGCUACCUGUGUGUUGUGUCUGAAACGUCAUUGAUCAGUCUCCUGGCCCUUACUCGUCCCUCACAACUAACUCAGAAACUAGAGGUCGUUCUACAUUCUGAAGAUGAUAAAAUAAUAACUGCAUCUUGAGAAGAGAAAACCCCGCGAGAAGCUACUGCUAGUCAAAGGACUAUUCAAAUAUUCUCCACGCUAAACGGAUAUAAUUACUACAGAACCGUGCCACACAGACGAAGGUCCACACCAGAUCUCGACACAGCAUCACAGUCAACGCGGGAUCGCAACACCAUGCGCUAAAACUCUGUCGACAAGUUUUCGUCCUGAAAUUUUCGCUUCGCUUUUCGCCUACCUGCUUUGAAGCUUCCACACACACGUCAAGUCGACCGUAUUCUGCAGGAAACUGUUUUUAAUUUUUCGAGAGUGCGUCUGUUCGUUGUUAUCGUGAACGUCGUGUGUAUCAGCCUUAACCGAUAAGAAUGGACAAUAAUUCAACUUGAAUUUGAUAUUAUAUUGAAUCCGUUGAAUUUUCGUUUAUACGACCCGCGGCUCUGUGAUCAGGACUUUGUUUUUUUUCGAGUAUAUAUAUAUUGUAUAUCGACUGCCGAUCGACCUAAAGAUAUGGCGGCUAUGGUGAAUAUGAAUAACCUGUUGAACGGAAAGGAUUCCCGCUGGCUCCAGCUCGAGGUUUGCAGGGAGUUCCAGAGGAAUAAGUGUUCCAGGCCGGACACAGAGUGCAAAUUCGCACAUCCGCCGGCAAACGUGGAGGUGCAGAACGGAAGGGUCACAGCCUGCUACGACAGUAUCAAGGGUCGGUGUAACAGAGAAAAACCACCAUGCAAAUAUUUCCACCCACCACAACAUCUGAAAGAUCAGCUGUUGAUCAAUGGAAGGAAUCAUCUGGCCCUGAAGAACGCCCUUAUGCAGCAAAUGGGCAUAACACCUGGUCAAGCAUUAGUACCUGGACAAGUUCAAGUGGUGGACACGCCAUUAGACAGUGCUUCCCUGACCUUCCUUCCGCACAUCCCCAUGUCUCUAGAUGAACAGUAUGCACUUAUGGCUACAAACCCCUAUCUCUCAGGAAUGCCUCAAGUAGGAAGCACAUACAAUCCAUAUUUCGCUCCUGGACCCAUAAUGCCUACAAUCGUCGGCCCAGAUCCUACAGGCGUCGGCUCACCUCUAGGUGUGGUACCGCAGACUGUAGUUACGCAACAAAAAAUGCCAAGGACCGACAGAUUAGAGCCUGCCGCCGUUUCGCCAUUGUUGGCCCCUCAUCAGGCAGCAGCUGCCGCCCUCGAAAUAGGGAAGAAGAGGCCGCGAGAGCCCACGGCCGCUGACGCUGAUUUAUUACUGAUGGAUAUGAAAUCUGUUGGUUCUUUUUAUUACGAAAAUUUCCCUUUCCCGGGUAUGAUGCCGUACAAGCGACCGGCUACUGACAAAUCCGGCGUACCAGUCUACCAGCCCAACGCUACCACAUACCAGCAACUCAUGCAACUCCAACAGCCGUUCGUGCCCGUAUCAUGUGAGUACUCUACUUCCCCCGCCCCCGCAGCCUGCGCUUCUCCCGCAGCUUCCUCCAUUCCCCCCUCUUCAGAUCAGCAAAUACCACCCGCUACCACCUCGGUCGCCAGCCAACUACCACCCAAAGAGAGCGAUAACUCCCUCCCAGUCGCUUCGACCUCGACCGUCACCUCCGCAUCCACCCCUCUAACCCAACAUUCUGUGGUUCCCGAUCCCGCCGCGCUCGCCAAGGAGGUCGCUCAGCAGAACUACGCGAAGGCGGUCAAGUUGGCCCAGGCUCAGGCCAAUUCCAAUUACGCUGCCGCAGUUGCGGCUACUCAAUCUUACGCCGCCACCUUUUCGACGCCGACUUACGCGACCGCAGUGCCCUUCUCGCUGAACCCCAUGAACUACACGGGUAUAUCCUUGAACAAGCAGGCCAUGUCCGUGCCUCCGCCUGCCUUGUCCAGGUAUCCCAGUUUUCCCCUGGGUUUCGGCACGGCCACCAACGGCUUGAACCUCGGCCUUACAAAUCCCUACGCCGCCUUGAAUCAGACUAACCUCUUGAACUACGCAAGGCCACCGCCGACCUUCAUAAACCCGUACUCGCUCGUCAGAGCCACCUAUCCCACGACCGGUACUUCCCCCAUCGUGAAUGCAGGCCUGAUAGGCGCCCAGUACCAAGUACCAGUGUCGGCCACUAGCGUGACGUCAACGAGCAAUAUCUCUGCUGCUGUCGCUCAGAAUAACAACAACGUCGUGCUCCAACCGUACAAAAAACUGAAGACCACCUAAUGCGCUAGAAAUGAUUGUUGUCCGUUGUUUUGUUGAUUUGUGUUAUAGUUGAAAUCUGUAUAAAUUUGUUUUUUCGUCUCGAAAUUAUACUAAUAUUAUUAUUAUGAAUCGUUUUUGUGUAAUAAUUUUAAAUUAUGUAUCGUAUAGUCCCAUUAAAUUUGUAAAAUUUGAUUCGAUUUGUUUUUCCUAUCCCAUUCUAGUCAGCAGUAGUUGUUAUUAUAGAAAUUUUUGCAAUUUUAUCACUCCGAGAGCUUCGUUCUCACAUUACAGAUUAAUCGUAACGUUUCGUACAAUCAGAGUUAUUGUGGGCGGAGGAAAAUUUUUUGAGCGACCUUUAUGCGCGAGUGCCUCCUAACUGUGAUAUCCUCACAUCUGCUGUCUCGCAAACGCAACGUCCCAUCCUAACACUCUGGUCAUAUAAUUUUUACAAUUUAGAAUACUGUCUAUUGCUGUGUAAGGAGUUAGUAAUGUAUUUUUAUAUUAUAUGGUUUCAUAAUAUUUUGUACUUGUUAGAUUUAUUGCAUGGACACAUCGUAUUAUAUAUCUCCUCUUGGGUACCCCCCCCCUUAAACCGCAUGGUAGUUUUUACCGUUUUUCCUUUUAGAAGUGCCAUCGCUGUAGGUUAAAUCUUGGUUUGUGAGCCUACCCAAAAGGAUUUCAUUUCGACUAUAGUAUCUUCUGCAUAGUUUCAUUAUCUUGUACUAGAAAUUAUUUUUUUCAACGAAAUGCUAUCCAAAUUAAUGUUAAAAGGCACAUUAAUAGUCGAAAAGAUUUCUCAAUUCAAAUUAAACAUCUAUAUGAUUUUGAAAUAUAUAUACAGUUUUGAUGUUUGAUGUCUUAUGUGAAUGAAUCAUAUUAAUUCAAUUGAAAGCUUAAAACUUUCACUGAGAAAAUCACUUUUGAAAUUAUUAAAAUACAAAUUCAAGUAAAAUUCGUUUUUUCGGAAUAUUUUUUAUUUUGAAGAUUUAUUGUUGAUAAGUAUUCACCUUUCUAUCAAGUUUCUUAAUUAAUUAAUCAAUUAUUUCUAUCUCGUCAAUGGAACAUCGAACUAUUUUUUAAAUAAUGUUAUUCAAUGUACUCACCCUUUUCCGCAAAAUAUUGAUCAAUUUUAAAUUACAAAUAGAAACAGUAGUGCUUGUUACUGUUCUCUGUGAGGUCAACUUUUGCAUGGGGCUCAAGUUUAGUACAUGUUUGCAUGAAAAACAUUGCAGUAAAUCACAAGGUUCUAAUCGGAAUAACUUCUUUUUGGGUCGGUGAUUCCUCUGUAAAAUCCCGAAAAUACAGUUUCCAAAGGCUACUUCUUAGUUUACAGUAUAAUUAACCUCCAAGAGGUUGUUUUUGUCUUCCUGGUUUUGAUCUUGAAGCACAAAUAUCGUUGAAAUGUUUUACUUGUGGGCAAAUCCUCACAUUAGCAAAACGAAUAUUUUUUUAUAUUCAGUCAAAAUGGAAAAGAUUCAAGGAAUAUUUUAAUGUGAGUUUUAUUGAAGUUUGUAGAGUAUCUUUGAAAAUAGUAAGUGUAAUGAAGUAUAGGCUAGUUAGUUUUGUGAUGUAUCAAAUAAAAUUUGAAUAUUCACAUAUUUACAUAUAGUUUGGAUAUAAAAUGUGUCUUACUACUCAUUAGUAAACUUUAAAUAUUUCACAGAAAUUGUAUACUAUUAUUCAAUCUUGUACGGAAAUGUGAUGCAUGUUCAAUUUAGUGAUUAUUCAAAUCCAUUAAGUUUUAAGGUACUAAUGGAAUUGUUUGCAUUUUUGAGUAGGUUUUAACUGUAAGAGACAGGUUAGAAAAGUCCCCAUUUGCAGUAGAAUUUUUGAUAAGAAGAAAUAAAGUUAUGUGAGGGCAGGGAAAACCGUCGUUUUGACACUAAUAGUACUUUUUAUAGCUAGAGCUGAGUAAGAAAGUCAACUCCGAAGUAUAGACUUUUUAGCUUCAGUUAAAUGCUUCAAAGUUAUUUUAUUAAGACGUAAGAAUGUUCCAUAUCGAAGAUUCGAACGUUGUGCUAGAAACACCAUAUGCAUCACGGCCUACUACAUGCUGCUUUUUAUUAUCAGUAUUCUCACUAUUACUUAUAGUGCUGAUCAAGUUUAAACUACAAAUUGCUUUUCUCUGUCUUCAUAUAACUUGCGUUAUCAGCUGCCAACCAUUAUGAACUUAACUUACAAUAAUGUAGUGCCUUCUUGGGCUGCUGAUCACGCUUUUGCAGAGGUGUGGGUUACUUUUUCACCACAUGGUGUGACAACUGUUUCCAUAUUUGUAUUAUUUUAUUGUGUAAUGUACUUGUUCUAAUCCUGAGGUGUAUGAAAUUAUGAUCACGCCACUAUUUGUAAUAAUAAUGCUUGAAAAUGCA